Molecule: messenger RNA, 309 nt
Organism: Sporothrix schenckii 1099-18
Lineage: Eukaryota; Fungi; Ascomycota; Sordariomycetes; Ophiostomatales; Ophiostomataceae
Exons: 1
Coding region: 1-309 (102 amino acids)
Source: RefSeq, a predicted model, not a curated record
AUGGCGCAGCGCGUAGACGCAAGAGACAGCAGAGAGGAUGCAGGAGGUAGCCAGGGAGAGAAGACGGAGGGAGGUGAGGAGUUAGUGCAGAGGCUGGUGGCUUCAACAAAUGAGACUUGCAGCACCAAACGAGUCGGUCAGGUUGAAUGCAUGGUAUUGGGACUCUGCUUCCUGAUUUGCAAGGAUGAAGCGAGAGACAAGAGACAAGAGACAAACAAGAAAAUAAGUCUUACGAACGAGCGAGACGAGGCGGCUUCAGGCUGGAGAGAGAAGCCACAGAAGAAAAACGAAAAAACACCGCACAGUUGA